CCGCAAUCCACCGAUUCUUUUCCACCUGUGAAAGCUGAACAGCGAUAAUAACCAGCAAAUCAACACAAACAGAAGAAAAGAACAAGAUGUCUGAACAAGCUGUUGACGCCGCGGCCGAGACGCUGGCAAAGACCUAUCUCGACGAGGUGACGGGUGAGCAGGUCUCCAAGACCGAGCUCAAGAAGCGUCAGAAGGCUCGUGAUUUGGCUGCUAAGAAGCAAGCAAAGGCUGCUGCUGCUGCUGAGAGCAAGCCUGCGGGAAAGAAGGACGAUGAGUUGACCCCAAAUCAAUACUUUGAGAUCCGCUCGCGUGAGAUCAACGCUCUCCGCCAAUCGCACAACCCGGAUCCGUACCCGCACAAGUUCCACGUCACGACCAAGAUCGGCGAGUUCACCCAGAAGUACGCCAACCUGACCCGCGGCGAGACCCUUCCCGAGGUGACGCUCGCGGUCGCGGGCCGUAUCUACGUCAAGCGUGAGUCUGGCUCGAAGCUCAAGUUCUACGAUCUCCGCGCCGAGGGCGACGCGAUCCAGAUCGUUUGCCAGGCGCAGGACGCGACCGGCGACUUUGCGGCCAUGCACGAGCAUCUCUCGCGAGGAGACAUCAUCGGCGUCAAGGGAUACCCUGGUCGCACGCAGCCGCAGCGCGGAGGCGAAGGUACCGUUUCCCUGUUUGCGCGCGAGGUCGUGCUGCUCUCGCCGUCGCUGCACAUGCUUCCUACCGACCGCUACGGAUUCAAGGACCAGGAGAGCCGCUACCGCCAGCGCUACCUCGAUCUGAUUAUGAACAACAGCACGCGCGACAAGUUCAUCGUCCGGUCCAAGAUCAUCUCAUACAUGCGCCGCUUCUUUGACAGCCGGGGCUUCGUCGAGGUCGAGACGCCGAUGAUGAACAUGAUUGCCGGCGGCGCGACCGCCAAGCCCUUCGUCACGCAUCACAAUGACCUCAACAUGGAUCUCUUCAUGCGUGUCGCGCCCGAGCUCUACCUCAAGAUGCUCGUGGUUGGUGGCAUCGAGCGCGUAUACGAGAUCGGCCGCCAGUUCCGAAACGAGGGUAUCGACAUGACCCACAACCCCGAGUUCACCACCUGCGAGUUCUACGAGGCCUACGCCGACUACAACGACCUUAUGGACACCACCGAGCUGCUCUUCUCCGAGAUGGUCAAGGAAAUCACUGGUGACUACAAGAUCAAGUACCAGCCGCAGGGCCCCGACGGCAUCACCUACGACAUUGACUUCUCGCGCCCCUGGAAGCGAAUGGACAUGAUCCCCACGCUCGAGGAGAAGCUCGGCGUCAAGUUCCCUCCCGGCGACCAGCUCCACACCGCCGAGACCGGCGAGUUCCUCAAGUCCGUGCUCGACAAGCAGGGCAUCCAGUGCCCGCCGCCGCUCACCAACGCGCGCAUGCUCGACAAGCUCGUCGGUGACUUCCUCGAGGACACCUGCAUCAACCCCACGUUCAUCAUGGGUCACCCGCAGAUGAUGUCUCCUCUCGCAAAGUACCACCGCUCCGUGCCCGGUAUCUGCGAGCGUUUCGAGCUCUUCGUCGCGACCAAGGAACUUGCAAACGCCUACACCGAGUUGAACGAUCCCUUCGACCAGCGCCAGCGCUUCGAGGAGCAGGCCAGACAGAAGGCCCAGGGCGACGACGAGGCCCAGUUGGUCGACGAGGUCUUUUGCACUGCGCUCGAGUACGGUCUCCCGCCUACCGGUGGAUGGGGCGCGGGUAUCGAUCGCUUGACUAUGUUCUUGACCAACAGUCAUACCAUCAAGGAGGUCUUGCUGUUCCCUGCUAUGAAGCCUGACGUCAAUCCCCCUAAGGAGGAGUAAAUAUUGUCUUGCGUU
Messenger RNA from Myxozyma melibiosi, 1844 nucleotides. RefSeq names its product lysyl-tRNA synthetase, class II. Gene Ontology annotation, molecular function: ATP binding; lysine-tRNA ligase activity; tRNA binding. Gene Ontology annotation, cellular component: cytosol; cytoplasm. The record is from RefSeq and is a predicted model, not a curated record. NCBI's taxonomy places the organism in Eukaryota, Fungi, Ascomycota, Lipomycetes, Lipomycetales, Lipomycetaceae. The transcript has 3 exons. Gene Ontology annotation, biological process: lysyl-tRNA aminoacylation. Bases 87 to 1829 code for a protein of 580 amino acids.